This is a messenger RNA of Cheilinus undulatus (humphead wrasse), 3466 nucleotides long. It is a transcript of the gene enah, whose product is annotated as ENAH actin regulator. Gene Ontology annotation, molecular function: profilin binding; SH3 domain binding. The coding region runs from base 153 to 2519 and encodes 788 amino acids. The transcript is spliced from 14 exons. Lineage: Eukaryota; Metazoa; Chordata; Actinopteri; Labriformes; Labridae. The record is from RefSeq and is a predicted model, not a curated record. Gene Ontology annotation, biological process: actin polymerization or depolymerization; axon guidance; actin polymerization-dependent cell motility.
CGUUUUAACCGGAUAGCCUCCUGACUGUGGAGCCUCAUUCAUCCGGACGCCUGUAGCUUUGGAGAGAGCGGGGAACUUUUGGACAGAACUGCGACUCUACCGUCGAUACCCAGAGGAGUUGGUGAGAUAUUUGGCUCGACAACACUUUCGCCAUGAGUGAACAGAGUAUCUGCCAGGCGCGAGCCGCUGUCAUGGUGUAUGAUGAUGCCAAUAAGAAGUGGGUCCCAGCUGGCGGCUCCACGGGCUUCAGCAGAGUCCACAUCUACCACCACACAGGCAACAACGCCUUCAGGGUGGUGGGGCGCAAAAUCCAGGAUCAUCAGGUGGUGAUAAACUGUGCCAUUCCUAAGGGGCUGAAGUACAACCAGGCCACGCAGACCUUCCACCAGUGGCGUGACGCCCGGCAGGUCUAUGGUCUCAACUUUGGCAGCAAAGAGGAUGCCAACGUAUUUGCCAGUGCCAUGAUGCAUGCUCUGGAGGUGCUCAACUCACAAGAUGCAGGCCCCACGUUGCCCAGACAGGCCCCCCAGGUCCAAAAUGGCCCCACACCAGAGGAGAUGGAGCAGCAGAGAAGGCAGCUCCAGGAUCUGCAGAGGCAGAAGGAGAUGGAGCGUGAGCGUCAGGAGAGGGAGCGUCAGGAGCGCGAGCGCCUGGAGCGAGAGAUGCAGGAGCGACAGGAGCGCGAACGUCAAGAACGCGAACGUCAGGAGAGGGAGGCGCAGGCGGAGCGAGAGCGGCUGGAGCGGGAACGCCAGGAGCAGCAGGAGCGUGCCGAGCACGAGCUGAUGGAGAGGGAGAAGGCGGAGAGAGAGCGGAUCGAGAGGGAGCAGCAGGAGCAGUUGGACAGAGAGCAGCAGGACUGGGAGAGAGGGAGACGCAUCUCCAACGCCGCCUUUGAAAGCACGCUGUACACUCCCACUCCUCAAGAGUACGGCAGGACAUCCUCAACACCCAUAUCUCCGUCCACGCCCACCUACCCAGCUCCUGGGGCGCCAUCACCAUCCUCCACGACUCCCCCGACCCCCCCGCUAAGGCAUUCUGCCUCCAGAUUUGCCACCUCCCUAGGCUCUGCCUUCCACCCAGUCCUGCCUCACUACGCCACUGUCCCUAGGAGACAGCAAGCCCUUCCCCAGGCUCCGCCCCCUGCUCCAGCCCCCGCCCCUGUCCCAACCCCUCCUUCUAAGUCUGUGGUGUGGUCAGCCUGUAACUUCACGCCCUUACCUCCAUCACCUCCUGUCAUGAUUAGCAGCCCCCCAGGGAAGGCUGCAGGCCCACGGCCGCUCAUCCCCAUCGCAGCGCCUUCCCCCCUCACCCAGAAGCCCCCUUCGCCAGCCCCAAACGGCCCGCCUAUGUUCCCAGCACCUUCUCCGGUCACCAUCCCACACAGCCACACCCCUCUUGGUAUCACUUGCCCAACCCCGCCUCCCCCACCCACCCCACCUCCUCUACCCUCACCUAUAACUGCCCCUCUGUCUUCCUCCUCCGUCUCGUCUCCCCCCUCCUCAUCCCAAGCUCCUGGUGUGCCCUUUCCCUCCACAGCACCCCCCGCUGCUGCCGCCGCCGCCACCUCUGCCUCUGCUGAGCACCUCUCCCUCCCCGUGGGCCUGGGCCUGUCGGGACCGGGGGAGCCGGACACAGCUACAGGCCCAGAGCCCCACCCGCCUCAGUGGGGCUCCACCUGUCAACCCCAGCCCCAGGACUUGGUGCAGACCCCAGGGUUAGCCACCCCUCCCCCACCCCCGCCCCUGCCACCCGGCUCCACUGUGACCUCGGCUGCCGCCACACCGGCCGUCACCCCGACCACCCCGGCCGGCCAUCCUCCUCCUCCUCCACCUCCUCCUCUCCCCCCUACUCUGACUCCAGGCGGGACCCCCCCUCCUCCUCCAGGUCCACCUCCUCCUCCUGGAGCCCCACCCCCUCCCCCAGCACCACCCCUCCCCGCCGGACUGUUCUCUUCUGCCGAGGACCGCCCCCUCUCAGGUCUGGCCGCUGCCCUCGCUGGAGCCAAGCUGCGCAAAGUGCCAAGGAGUGAUGACGCAGGAGCGGCUGUGGCAGCAGCCAUGUUGGGGGCUGCUGGGAACGCUGGGGCAAAAUCAGAAGCCAGAGGAAACGGCCCUCUUCCUGGAGGGGGCGGGCUUAUGGAAGAGAUGAGCGCCCUGUUGGCCAGGAGAAGAAGAAUUGCAGAGAAGGGCUCAUCACCUGAACCCGACCAGAGAUCAGAGGAGGGCGAGAUGAACACGACUCCUAAAAUGUCAGCCUGUAGCACGCCAGACAUGCCCAGGAAGCCAUGGGAAAGAACAAACACCAUGAACGGUAGCAAAUCUCCAGUCAUUGGAAGACCUAAAUCCACUCCGACACCCACUGCAUCCUUAAGUGCCAACGGUGUGCCAACAGAAGCAGUUGACUAUGACAGAUUGAAACAGGACAUCCUGGAUGAAAUGAGGAAGGAGCUGUCGAAGCUAAAGGAAGAGCUCAUUGAUGCAAUCAGGGAGGAGCUGGGCAAGUCCAGCACGGCGUAGAGGAUCCAAACUCCCCUCUUCAAAUAUCUACAUCCACGUGAGCUGAAAGAUGACGGCAGUCAUUAAAGACGAGACAAUACAACAGCAAACACAAUAAAACCAACAGCAGAGUAGAGACAACGAUCAUAUUAGGACUGGGAGAGGACUUUAUUUGGGGCAGAGCAGGAUUGGACACAACAACAAUGGACAGGGUGGGUGGGGGGUGGGAGGCUGUGACUCAGAAUCCACUCUACACAUCAUGUUCCUGCUGCCUCCCCCUCCCCCACCCCCCCUCUGGCUGAGGGCAUCGCAUCCUGGAGGACAGUGCACAGUCUGAAAGAGAAGCGAAUGUCUUUAUGCAAAGAUGAUUUCUCUUUUUGUCCUAUAAGAAUAGCGGACUCUUCUGUAUUAACCAUGGGUGCAGACAUGAACAGUAGCAUUGAUGCUGACCAUUUACUACCAAGAGAGACACAAAGACAGUAGGGAUGGAGAAUACAGACCCUUUUUUCCCAUAAUGCCAUAGGGGUAGCGUGUAUGUGUGCGUGUGAGUGAGAGAGAGAGUGAAUGUGGGACUGAUCGUCUCUGGUGACGUCCACCACUGCAGGACACUGUAAAGCUCGUCUUCCUCAAAUACUAUUUUAACCUGAAAAUGUACAAAAGAGAGAAAACGUUAUUUAGAAAAAAACCUAUCAACCAUGUCUGUUUCUGUGUCCCACUCUGGCCAUAUCAAGUAGAUGGGUGAUCUUUACAGCGGCUGCUCUCUCGGCUGAAGGCGUCUCCUUCCUACAGAGAGCGACCUACGGAGAUGUUUCUUUACUAGUGAUGUACCGAGCACACUGAUCCCAGAUCUGCUGUGCUGAUACUGAAGCCAUCAGACUGAUAUUCCUCACUGUGACAAUGACAUUUAAGGCGGCAUCAGGUUUCUCCAACUCUGUUAAACAACUUUAAAUAAAGAGAAAUAAUCUGCA